CAGCGGCGCAAGUGGAAAUUAGAUUUGAUUGCACAGCUGGCAUCAAGAAUCAGAGCAGAUCCCAUCCCUCUGACAUUAGACCCCAUGGAGCUGAAGGAGCUGGAGUACAGACCUGUGAGGGUCCGAGGGCGCUUUGAGCACUCCAAGGAGCUGUACCUGCUGCCCCGCUCGCUGCUGGACCCCGAGCGGGAGGCGCGGGAGGCCGGGAGGAUCACAUCCCACCCCGAGAACGGGGCCAACGUCGUCACCCCCUUCUACUGCACAGAGCUGGGGGUCACGAUUCUGGUCAACCGAGGAUUUGUGCCCAAGAACAAAUUGAAACCAGAGACCAGGCUGGCAGGACAGAUUGAAGAUGAGAUUGAUCUCACAGGGGUAGUGAGGUUAACAGAAAAAAGGAAACCCUUUGUGCCUGAAAAUAACAUUGAACAAAACCGCUGGCACUACCGGGACCUGGAGGCCAUGGCCAAGGUGACUGGUGCUGAGCCCAUCUUCAUCGAUGCAGAUUUCAGAAGCACAGUCCCAGGGGGGCCCAUCGGGGGCCAGACCAGGGUGAGCCUGCGGAACGAGCACAUGCAGUACAUUGUCACCUGGUACGGCUUGUGUGCUGCAACUUCCUUCUUGUGGUACAAGAAAUUUAUACAGAAGCUACCUCUGUGAGGGGAAGGAGGAAACCUCUUUGUGCUACAGUCAAGAGCAGACUUAUGGAUGACAGGAACCUGAGAAGUCCUAAAUAACUGAAGCACCUGAAUUCCAGAGCAGUUUCAGCAAACAUGUUAUCAAACUGCAAAAAGACUUAAAAGCAAUCCCUGCAAACUGAGCUCCCACCAGUCUGAUCUGGCUGCAGAUUGGGAGCACUGAACUUCAAGAGUUAUCACAAGAAUAGUUUCCUAUCCUGGUUGAUUGUAAGCUACAUUUCAACAUCUCCACUUUUCCCUAAGACAAAUCCAGAGGAUUUUUGUCAAUGAGCCUAUUUGCAGCAUGUAGUCCUUCCUGAAGUCAGGAAUGGCUCACAGCAGUUGCAGCAGAAUAAAUAAAGGCCUACAGGUCUUUGCCUUGUGACUUGCAUCAUGCAUCUUACAUGGAACAGCAGCAAAUCUGAAUUACAAGGUUACUGUGCACACUCAGGUCUAGCUGGGGAAGGCAGCCUGUGGCUUUGCAAGGGGAUGAGGGCUCGCAAAAACAAGCAGCUACCACAGCUGGAGCCUUGGUAGCCUCCACAGUGCCACCAGACCAAGUCAGCACUUGGGAAAGAACACAACCACAGGAAGGUCUGGAUUCUUCCCCCUCAGCCUGCCUUCACUGCAAGAGACACUGCAGGUGUGGAAGGCUGUAACACUGUGUGUAACCCAAACUAUAACCCACUCUUAAGGAGAAAUUGAGAGCUAUUUCCAACUUAGACUUGCAAAACCAAGCCAGAACUAGCCCAGCCCAGUCAGCUUCAAGAUCCCAAAGCAUGUGCAGCUGAGCUGCUGAGCUGUGUGUUCAAGAGA
Molecule: messenger RNA, 1490 nt
Organism: Ficedula albicollis (Collared flycatcher)
Lineage: Eukaryota; Metazoa; Chordata; Aves; Passeriformes; Muscicapidae
Gene: SURF1
Product: surfeit 1
Exons: 6
Coding region: 85-657 (190 amino acids)
Biological process (GO): mitochondrial respiratory chain complex IV assembly
Cellular component (GO): membrane; mitochondrion
Source: RefSeq, a predicted model, not a curated record